CCGCCCUCUGACCAGAUUGUCAGUGCCCUCGCAGCAACGGGGCCGGGCCGGCUUGGAGCAUUCCGAGCUGGACAAGACCAUGGCUGCAGAGAUGCAGGCGCUGGGGGGCCCCAGCCCUGGGCAGACCUGCGUGCUGAUCCUGAUCUUCACGGUGCUCCUGCAGACCCUGUGCGUGACUGUCACUUACAUGUACUUCACCAACGAGCUGAAGCAGAUGCAGGACAAGUUCUCCAAAAGCGGCAUUGCCUGUUUCUUAAAGGAAGAUGACACUUCCUGGGAUCCCAGUGAGGAAGACAGUAUGGACAGCCCUUGCUGGCAAGUCAGAUGGCAACUGCGUCAGCUCGUUAGAAAGAUGAUUUUGAGAACCUAUGAGGAAACGAUUCCUACAGUUCAAGGUAGUAUUUUUUUUACUUUGAUUUUCUACCAUCAAUUUCACGACUGUGUGAAAAAGCUCUUUCUCCUCCUCUCUGCUCCCACUGCAGACUUGUGGCUCCGAGUGUCAGCACACUGCCGAUUCCGUUUCCCUCUGCAUCAGCAGCUGCAAAGCUCAGAACCAACCUGCGGCCCCGCUCAACAUGCCCAGCACGGGCAUGACAGGCACUCUGGCUUGUUACAGUGGAUGAAAGACUCUAGCACCAUCUUCUCCACAAAGCUUCCCCCGACCUCGGAGCUCUAUGAAAUAAGCUCCAAGAAUGAAAAGGCUUUGGGUCAGAAAAUAAACUCCUGGGAGUCAUCCAGGAAAGGACAUUCAUUCUUGAACAAUUUGCACUUGAGGAAUGGAGAACUGGUCAUCCAUCAAACGGGCUUUUAUUACAUCUACUCCCAGACAUACUUCCGGUUUCAGGAGCCUGAAGAAACGUUGGAAACACUCUCAAAGGAGGAGGCCAGAAAGAGGAACAAACAGAUGGUACAAUACAUCUACAAAUACACGAGCUACCCCGACCCCAUACUGCUGAUGAAGAGCGCCAGGAACAGCUGCUGGUCGAAGGACUCCGAAUACGGACUCUACUCCAUUUAUCAAGGAGGGAUAUUUGAACUUAAGGAAAAUGACAGAAUUUUUGUCUCUGUAACCAAUGAGCAGUUGGUAGACAUGGACCAGGAAGCUAGUUUUUUCGGGGCCUUUUUAGUGGGCUAACCAAUCUGCAAAGGCAAAGCAAUACCCUGGGAGCGGCACCCUUCAGGACGCGCCACUGGGAAACGUGGACAAGUCUGACAGAGAAAGGCAACCUCAGCCGAGCAGUCUCACAUGGAAAAAUCCUGGGGAAUUUUUUUAAAAUCGCUGAAAGUGACUCACUUAUUUCCAGAAGAUGAACUUGCCAAAGGGCAUUUCGGGGCACUCCCCAGUAUCAACUUGCUGACAAGUCUGGAAGGUUCUCAGCUUCUGACAUCUGCAACAGUGAGCAUCCGUCUUUAUCAUCUACUCUGAAGAUUCCAGACAACGUUCCCCCCACCCCCCGAGAGCAGACACAUUCACCAGAGAGGGACAGAGAGAGAGGGACAAAGCAUCUCCCCAAUGGGGCAUGGCCUUGAUGCAAUCCUUUCUUCGUUUCUCCAGCCAGACUGGAUUUGGGGCACGCGUGAACAUGCUCAGAUUCAAACCAAUUGGACUGCCAUGUGGGGUCUGGUUUUCCUAACUCCCGGGCUACGGGGCCAGCCCAAGACCAUUUUUGAUAAUACAUAAUUCAAAUGGAAGUGAAAGUUUUUAUGUAUUUUUAUAUCAAAAUGUUAAAAUACAGUACUUUUUAAAUAAAAUGUUCUGUUAAAAUAUG
Molecule: messenger RNA, 1769 nt
Organism: Tupaia belangeri chinensis (Chinese tree shrew)
Lineage: Eukaryota; Metazoa; Chordata; Mammalia; Scandentia; Tupaiidae
Gene: TNFSF10
Product: TNF superfamily member 10
Exons: 5
Coding region: 80-1135 (351 amino acids)
Biological process (GO): immune response
Cellular component (GO): membrane
Molecular function (GO): tumor necrosis factor receptor binding
Source: RefSeq, a predicted model, not a curated record